CUGCAUAUAAAGCCAUGUGUUGGGCUGUGGCUGCAGUUGCCCCUGGUCUCACCUGCUAUCCUGCAGCCACAAAGCCACAGGCAGCAUGGCCUCGCCGCGAUGGAUACUGGCAGUCUGCGUUUCUCUAUUCUCAGUGUUAGGCACCGGGGAAUCGGUCACAACAACUGAAAGUCAGAAAUACACUUGCAGGACUUUUGGCAGCGGCGUCGUCCAGCCUUUCAACGGUUCAAGUUUCUACGUUCGGUCCAACUGCAUGUUCCUCCUCACCCACUUCACCCACCACCGGGUGGAGUGUGACAUCACCACACGGCGAGAGGACGACGGGCUGCUGGUCCGAGUCGAGAUCAUCAUCAACAAAGUCAGGACGGUUGUGCAGAAUGGAAGCAUCCUGGUGGAGGGGAAAAGUGUUUCCCUUCCAUACGACCACACCUACCAGCAUAUCUUUCAGUACGGCAUCUACACCAAACUGAAGAGCUCACUGCUUCCUCUGUCCGUCACCUGGCACAAUGUUCCCGGAGGAGUAGACACUCUGUGGGUGGAGUUGGAGCAGGAGCUAAGCACCGACAUGACUGGACUGUGUGGAAAGCACACCACCCAAGGAAACAAGCAGCAGUUGAUCACAGAGAGCGAGCUCGCUGAUGACACGUGUCAAACCCGAGAUCCUUUCUCCGCUGUCAAUCAAGCAUGCAGGGAGUUCUUUUCCUACACCCUGGAAUGUCUGCUAGCUCAGACGCCUCAAUAUAUUCAACUCUGUGAGGAGAACAUUUACAGCUGCGAAACGAGCAAAUACAUCAGCUGUGCUUUCUUCAAAGAAGUAGUCCAACAGUGUGGAGACAACAGCCAUGUCUGGGACAUUUGGAGAACGGUUACUCACUGUGAUGAGCCCAGGUGUCCAGGGAAUCUAGUUUAUGUAGAACUGGGUGCAGCCUUUGUUCCCAGCUGCUCCAAUCGGAACCCAACCUCCUCCAACCAGGAACUCACCAGCUCCUGUGUCUGCCCUCAGGGUACGGUGCUCAAUGAUCACGAAGAUAGCUACCAGUGUGUGAGUGUGUCCAGCUGCCAGUGUGUGUUUGCUGGUAAAAGCUACUCACCCGGAGACAUACUUAGCACUAAGUGUCAGUCAUGUACGUGUGUCGAUGGGAAAUGGCAAUGCUCUGAAAACCUCUGCCCCACCAGAUGUGUAAUCGAAGGGCAGUUUGUGACAUCAUUUGAUGCCAAAAAAUACGUCCUGCCUGGUAAAUGUACAUAUGUGGCUUCACAGGGUCUCUACUGGACAAUAACAAUAGAGUUUUCCAAAAAAGCACCCUCACUAAAAACUGUUAUUCUUCAGCUUUUUCAGGAAACAUAUACAUUCUCUCAAAACAGGGUUCAAAUUGGAGGGGAGACGAUCACUGAACUUCAUCAAUCUGAUCAUGCUCUGGUUUUCUGGCAGUCCUCCAUGUACGUCCAGGUCGACACAUCCUUUGGUAUGAAGAUCCAAGUCCAAAUGUCUCCUGAAAUCCAGCUGUACAUCACCCCGCCCAAAGACCACACUGGCAUAAUCUCAGGUCUCUGUGGCAACAACAACAACGACACCACAGAUGACUUCACCACCAGCAGCGGGAUCAUCGAGAACUCUGCUCAGCCGUUCGCUCAGUCCUGGAGCGUGGGGGCUUGUGCAGUGAACAUAUACCCCUGCAUCAACACUGAUAAUGAGAUUUUCGCUGAUGAGAAAUGCUCAGUGUUGAACAUCCCCACUGGGAUAUUUGCUAAGUGCCAUGGUCAUAUCCCUACUAAUCACUACCACACGGCUUGCAUCAAACGAACAUGUAACUGUGGCAGCAGCUUGUCUCAGUGCCUGUGUGUCUCUCUGGGUAGUUAUGCCGAAGCCUGUGCCAGUCUGGGUGUUGUGAUUGGUGACUGGAGGAAAGCUACCAACUGCACUUUGAACUGUCUAAAGAACCAGGAAUUCUCAUACGACACGCGAGCCUGCAAACACACAUGCCGCUCCCUGUCGGGCCCGGACCCCCGAUGCGGGCUGGACGAUGCUCCGGUGGAGGGCUGCGGCUGUCCGGAGGGAACUCACCUGAACCAAGGAGACGUCUGCACCCGAAAGGCAGAGUGUGACUGUCACUACAACGGCGGGACGACCCCACCAGGGGCUGCUAUUAUCGAUGGACGAAAUUGCCUCUGUGUAAAUGGAGAGCUGAACUGUUCCCAGGAUUGUGGGUGCAGAAAUGGAAAGGUUUGUGUGCAUUGCAGCGAGUACCCUGUCGACACGGCUCAGAAAACCUGUGAGAGUCUCAGCAAACCAAUGGGUACCAAUAUGACCUGUGUGAGUGGCUGUUACUGCCCACAUGACCAGUAUGAGGAUCACCGUGGACACUGUGUUUCUCUUGAUAACUGCACCUGUGUGUACAGCGGCAAAGUAUUCAGUGCAGGACAGCACGUCAGCACCAACUGUAAAACAUGUGUCUGUGGUCAGGGUCAGUGGCUCUGCAGAGACGAGCCUUGCUCUGGGAAAUGUCAGGUUUACGGCAACGGACACUACCAGACAUUUGACUCCAACUGGUACCGCUUUGACGGACAAUGUCAGUACACACUAGUAGAGGAUGGCUGUGGAGAUGGAAACCGCACCUUCUCUGUCAGAGUGGAGAGCGUCCCCUGUUGUGAUGAGGUGCUCACCUGCUCUCGCUCGAUCGUCCUCAACCUGCAGGACAAAGUCACCCUGACACUGAGCGACAUGAAGGUAACCAGACGCUACCAUGAAGGCUGGACUCUGCAGGGAGACUCACUUUACUCCACACACACUGUCGGACUUUACAUCAUAAUCUCUGUGCCGAGCAGAGGGAUAACUCUCAUCUGGGACAAACACACCCGCAUCACUAUAGAGCUGCAAGCACACUGGAGGAACCGAGUCUGUGGCCUCUGUGGAAAUUUUGACUUCAAUGAGAUGAAUGAUCUACAGAUAAGUGGCUCAGCAGUGGUGUCCAGCCCCUUGGCAUUUGGCAACAGCUGGAAAGUGGCCACCCCUCCCUGCUCCGAUGUGACAACAGAGAUAUUUCCGUGUGAACGCAACUCCUACUGCGCAGCCUGGGCCCAGCGGCGCUGUAUGAUUCUCACAGGAGACACCUUCAGUGAAUGCCACCUCAAAGUGGAUCCAACUUCCUUCUACCAUGCGUGUGUGCAAGAGUCCUGCUCCUGUGAGUUUGAAGGCAAGUUCCUGGGCUUCUGCACGGCCGUGGCAGCGUACGCAGAGGCCUGCAGCGACCACGAUGUUUGUAUAAAUUGGAGAACACCUGAUUUGUGUCCGGUCUACUGUGACUACUACAAUGAGCAGGGCCAGUGUAGCUGGCACUAUGAAGCCUGUGGAAAGAUGCUAACCUGCGGCAAAGACAACUACAUCACUCACAAACUGGAAGGCUGCUACCCCAGAUGUUCAAAGGAGGAGCCAUACUUUGAUGAAAAUACUGGUGAAUGCACUAAAUUGAGAAAUUGCACCUGUGACUUUAAUGACACCAUCCUUCAGCCCAGGGCAGUGGUGAUGAUACAGUCUGUUGAGUGCCGCUGUGAAAAUGGGAAAAUGAAUUGCCCACCUCCACCCACCACACCUGCCACCACACCUGCCACCACACCUGCCACCACCACCGCUUCAAUUACAACUGAAACAACUGUGUUUUCCACCACCAUUACUACACCACCAACUACAGCAGUCUUAAUUACGACUGAAUCAUCAUCAACAACACCCCGCAGCACCUCCUCACCAAUGACAACCACUACCAAUGUCUCAACUACCACUGGAGAUUGGUCAACCUUGCUUUCCACCACUGCUACACCAACAACUACAACUGUCUUAACUACAGAUGAAACAUCAUCAACAAUGCUCCCCACUACCGCUACACCAUUAACCACAACGGCACAUACUACCAAUGACACAACUGUAUAUCCUACUACCACUACACAAACAACUACAACUGACUUAACUACAGCUGUCAUAUCCUCAACAACACCCUCCACCACCUCUACACCAAUGACAACUACUGCUAAUGUCUCAACUACUCCUGGAAAUUGGUCAACUAUGAAUCCUUCAACAAUUACUACACCAAAAACUACAAUUGACUUAACUACUGCUGAAACUUCAUCAACAGUGCUCCCCACCACCUCUACACCAAUUAUGACCACUACCAAUGUCUCAACUACUCCUGGAAAUUGGUCAACUAUGAAUCCUUCCACCAUUACUACAACCACAACUGCCUCAACUACAGCUGAUACAUCAACAACGCCCCCCACUACUUCUACUCUGAUUACAGAUGUCUCAACUACUACUGGAGCUAAGUCCACCAUGUUUCCCACCACCUCUACACCAAUAACCACAACUGCCUAUGCUACCAAUGAAACAACUGUAUAUCCUACCACGAUUAAGCCAACAACCACAACUGCCAUAACAACUGCUGAAACAUCAUCAACAAUGCCAAAUAUUUCUUCUACACCAAUGACAGCCAUUACCAAUGUCUCAACUACUACUGGAGAUUGGUCAACCACCUCGACACCAAUAACCACAACUGCAUUUACUAAUAAUGAAACAACUGUGUAUCCUGCGACUACUACACUGAUGACUACAACAUCUGUAACAUCUUCAACAAUGCCCCCCACCACCUCUACACAAAUCCUAACCAUUACGAAUGUUUCAACAACUGUUGGAAAUUGGUCAACUGUGCCUUCCACCUCUACCCCAACAUCUACAACUGCCUAUACUACCAAUGAAACAACUGUGGAUCCUGAAACUACUCUACCAAUAACAACAACAACUGCCCUAACUACUGCUGAAACAUCAACAACUGUGCUUUCCACCACUUCUACACCAAUAAUAACAACUGCCCUAACUACUGCUGAAACAUCAUCAACAACAACAACAACUGUGCUUUCCACUACCUCUACACCAUUAACCACAACGGCACAUACUACCAAUGACACAACUGUAUAUCCUACUACCACUACACAAACAACUACAACUGACUUAACUACAGCUGUCAUAUCCUCAACAACACCCUCCACCACCUCUACACCAAUGACAACUACUGCUAAUGUCUCAACUACUCCUGGAAAUUGGUCAACUAUGAAUCCUUCAACAAUUACUACACCAAAAACUACAAUUGACUUAACUACUGAAACUUCAUCAACAGUGCUCCCCACCACCUCUACACCAAUUAUGACCACUACCAAUGUCUCAACUACUCCUGGAAAUUGGUCAACUAUGAAUCCUUCCACCAUUACUACAACCACAACUGCCUCAACUACAGCUGAUACAUCAACAACGCCCCCCCACUACUUCUACUCUGAUUACAGAUUAACCACAACUGCCUAUGCUACCAAUGAAACAACUGUAUAUCCUACCACGAUCAAGCCAACAACCACAACUGCCAUAGCAACUGCUGAAACAUCAUCAACAACAACAACAACAACUGUGCUUUCCACUACUUCUACACCAAUAUCCGCAACUGACUAUACUACGAAUGACACAACUCUAUCUCAUAGUACCACUACACUAACUACUACAAUUGACUUAACUACAGCUGUCACAUCCUCAACAACACCCUCCACCACCUCUACACCAAUGACAACUACUGCUAAUGUCUCAACUACUCCUGGAAAUUGGUCAACUAUGAAUCCUUCAACAAUUACUACACCAAAAACUACAAUUGACUUAACUACUGCUGAAACUUCAUCAACAGUGCUCCCCACCACCUCUACACCAAUUAUGACCACUACCAAUGUCUCAACUACUCCUGGAAAUUGGUCAACUAUGAAUCCUUCCACCAUUACUACAACCACAACUGCCUCAACUACAGCUGAUACAUCAACAACGCCCCCCACUACUUCUACUCUGAUUACAGAUGUCUCAACUACUACUGGAGCUAAGUCCACCAUGUUUCCCACCACCUCUACACCAAUAACCACAACUGCCUAUGCUACCAAUGAAACAACUGUAUAUCCUACCACGAUCAAGCCAACAACCACAACUGCCAUAGCAACUGCUGAAACAUCAUCAACAACAACAACAACAACAACUGUGCUUUCCACUACUUCUACACCAAUAUCCGCAACUGACUAUACUACGAAUGACACAACUCUAUCUCAUAGUACCACUACACUAACUACUACAAUUGACUUAACUACAGCUGUCACAUCCUCAACAACACCCUCCACCACCUCUACACCAAUGACAACUACUGCUAAUGUCUCAACUACUCCUGGAAAUGGGUCAACUAUGAAUCCUUCAACAAUUACUACACCAAAAACUACAACUGACUUAACUACUGCUGAAAAUUCAUCAACAGUGCCCCCCACCAUAUCUACACCAAUUAUGACCACUACCAAUGUCUCAACUACUCCUGGAAAUUGGUCAACUAUGAAUCCUUCCACCAUUACUACAACCACAACUGCCUCAACUACAGCUGAAACAUCAACAACGCCCCCCACUACUUCUACUCUGAUUACAGAUGUCUCAACUACUACUGGAGCUAAGUCCACCACCUCCACACCAAUAACCACAACUGCCUAUGCUACCGAUGAAACAACAGUAUAUCCUACCACGAUUAAGCCAACAACCACAACAGCCCUAACAACUGCUGAAACAUCAUCAACAAUGCCAACGAUUUAUUCUACACCAAUGACGGCCAUUACCAAUGUCACAACUACUACUGGAGCUUGGUCAACUCCAGUGUGUGAGUGUAAAGACCUGAAGAGGAAACUAAGCUGGGGUUGCGGCGAGAUGUGGACAGAGGACUGCUACGAUAAGAGCUGUAGGGAGGGGAAGAUAGAGUUGACUCCAGUGGUUUGUCCAGAGUCUUCAAGGCCUAAAUGCCCCAGAGACCAGGCCACACAAGUCUGGGAUGGAUGCUGUGAAACAUGGAAGUGUGACUGUCGCUGUGAGCUGUAUGGGGAUCCCCACUACAUUUCUUUCCAAGGAGUAACCUUUGAUUUCCUGGACGAAUGCACCUACCUUCUUGUUGAGGAGCAGUCAAUACAUUAUAAUCUGACCAUUGCUGUGGACAACUUUGUCUGUGUGGAAGGCCUCCAUGGCUCGUGUGCUAGAGGCAUCAUCCUGAAAUAUCAGAACAGUACAGCUACACUCAGUAUCCUUCCAGAUAUGUUUCAAGUACAGGCCACUCUGAACAACGUGACCAUACAGCCGCCAUAUGAGGAGCCUGGGUGGAGGUUUGAGACCACCGGAUAUGUAGUGUCAAUCUUCCUCCCAGACCUGCGCUCUUAUGUCUCCCUCACUCCGUCUUACACCCUGGUGGUCAGUCUGGCCAUGGAGCAUUUCCUCAACAAUACCCAGGGACAAUGUGGAGUGUGUGGUGUUGGAUCAUGUGUCCGUAAAGGAGGGCAGAUCGAGGAUGACAGCUGCUGUAGUAAGACGGCCAAUGACUGGGUGUACCACGACCCCCUCAAGCCCGCCUGUGCUUCUGCCCCCAGAGACGUACCUUGUAUCUCACCCACUACAGUACCCACAAGCCCACCCCCUACCCCCUGCCCUGCUAGCCCACUAUGUGAGCUGCUACAACACCCAGUAUUUUCAAAUUGCACACCGUCUGUGGAUCUGGACCUUAAAAUGAAGAACUGCAAGUUUGAUUCAUGCAGGAGUGGUCCAUGCCCUUCACUAGAGCAAGCUGCUCAGGAAUGCAAUACGGUGGAUGUGUGUAUUGACUGGAGAAGCCUGACCAAUGGGACCUGUGAUGUGCCUUGUGAUGCGGGAUUGGUUUACAGAGAAUGUGAAAAGAAGCCGGAUGGAUUCUGCCAUGGAGGAGCACAUUAUCGAGGUGAUACCACUGAGAACUACAUUGGAGGCUGUUUUUGUCCCAGUGGCCAAUCCAGAGCAGGAAAUCAUUCAUCCACCUGUGUGUCCGACUGCCGCUAUUGUACAGGACCACUUGGUGAGCCUAAAAUGCCUGGUGAGGUGUGGCGGUCCGGCUGUAGCUGGUGCAAAUGUAACAAGCAGACUGUCACAGAGGAGUGUGAUCUCAAUCCUCCUGUUUCAGCUCCCCUCUGUAGCAGCACUGCUGUACUGGUGAACAGAUCUUGCUGCAGUGAUCAGAUUUGCGUUGAGAAGACAUGCAGUUAUCAGGGAAAAACAUACAAGAUGGGAGACAGAUGGAGGGAUGCCGCCCAUCCCUGCACGUCAUUUAGUUGCAGCAAGGAUGGAAUUCAGACUGUGACUCAAGUCUGUCCUACAGAAGAGUGUCAGGAGGAGGACAGGAUUUGGGACGACCAGCACUGCUGCUUUACAUGUAACCAGAACUGUGCUCCGAACAUGACCAGCCUUAACCUAACAGUAGACAGCUGUGUUGCCGUCAUACAGAUGCCUGUGUGUCAGGGCCAAUGUGAUUCGGAGCCCAGGGUGGUGUUACACAAUGACCUGCAGGUGGAGCAGCAGAGCUCCUGCUGUGUGGAGAGACUCUCUGAGAGGAGAUCAGUGACCCUACAGUGCUCUGAUCUCACGACCAGGAGCUAUAACUACAUGCACAUCACCAGCUGUGAGUGCAGAUACUGUAUUGUAGUACUGUAGUACUGUACUAAAGCAUACUUUUGAGGGGCUCUUCAUUCGUGCUACUUCAUACUUAUAUACCACUAGAAUUCAGAGGCAAAUUCUAUAUGAUUCACUCUAUCCAUUUACUUGAUAACUUUAAUUUAGUUAGAAGAUUCAGAUUUAUAAAACGAAAUAUAAUUAACAAAUAAGGUUUUAUGUUUUAUUUUAUGAUAAACUUUAUUGAACCCUUAAUGAAACUCACAAUCUACCUGUCAGUAGAUAUACUGUCCUCCUUUAUCAUUUGCAUUAUUAAAGUGAUGAUCACAUCAAUGUA
Gymnodraco acuticeps is the source of this 8843-nucleotide messenger RNA. RefSeq names its product mucin-2-like. The coding region runs from base 86 to 8548 and encodes 2820 amino acids. Lineage: Eukaryota; Metazoa; Chordata; Actinopteri; Perciformes; Bathydraconidae. The record is from RefSeq and is a predicted model, not a curated record. The transcript is spliced from 45 exons. Gene Ontology annotation, cellular component: extracellular matrix. Gene Ontology annotation, molecular function: protein binding.